Molecule: messenger RNA, 636 nt
Organism: Rhagoletis zephyria (snowberry fruit fly)
Lineage: Eukaryota; Metazoa; Arthropoda; Insecta; Diptera; Tephritidae
Source: RefSeq, a predicted model, not a curated record
AUGGAAGUUAGUGGAAUUGAAAAUACGCGAACGUCUAUUCUUCUAGUUGGCCUAUCUGAUGCUGGAAAGACGGCUCUGUUCACUCAGUUGGCCCACAACACUUUCACUGAAACGGUCACAUCAAUGAAGGAGAACGAGGAGGAGAUUCGGACAAAUGGUAGUCGCCGACUUGUUUCACUGAUCGACGUGCCCGGUUUUGAACGUCUGCGUAACCAGUUUUGGGAAAAACUCAAGUUUCGCGCUUUGGGUGUCGUUUACGUGAUUGACAGCGUUACUUUCAUGUCGAAUCUGCACAAUGUUGCCGAUUUACUGUACCAAUAUUUGAGUGAUGAUUUUGUCAUCUCGAAGCGCAUUCCAUUCUUGGUCGCUUGUACUAAACAAGAUGAGACACGCGCUAAAACCGCCAAAGCCAUAUUCACACAGCUUGAGAAGGAAUUCAACACGAUACGAGAAACUCGUCUUGGUGCACUCGACACUACUUCUGGCGACGGAGAGGUGCCUAAAAUUUUGGGCAAUCCAAAUCGCGAGUUUUCAUUUGCUGACAUCAGCAACAACAUUGAGUUCAUUGACUGCAGCUCAUCUCCAAAGUCUAGCAGCACCGAAGCGAUUAUCAAAUGGAUUGAUACCACUGUUUAG